This is a messenger RNA of Ilex paraguariensis (yerba mate), 1265 nucleotides long. The record is from the annotation of a GenBank genome assembly. NCBI's taxonomy places the organism in Eukaryota, Viridiplantae, Streptophyta, Magnoliopsida, Aquifoliales, Aquifoliaceae.
AAAAACUCCCACCGCCAUGGAUGUACAACAAGUCUUCCACAUGACUGGGGGAGUUGGCGAGACCAGCUAUGCUAACAAUUCUUCGCUUCAGAAGAAGGCCUCUGACAUGGUGAAGCACAUAACACUAGAGACGAUUCAAGAGCUCUAUCUCACUACAACUCCGAAGACCUUAUGCUUAGCAGACUUGGGUUGCUCUUCCGGACAAAACACCUUAUCAAUCAUACAAUCAAUUGUUGACAAAAUUGAAGGAACUUGCUGUAAAACCUUGCGAAAACCGGCACCGGAGUUUCGAGUGUACCUAAAUGACCUUCCGACUAACGAUUUCAACACAAUCUUUAAGGCUUUGCCAGAUUUCUAUAAGGGGUUGAGGCGAGGAAGAAGCUAUGGGGGCCCAUCUGUGUACGUUGCUGGUUAUCCUGGUACUUUUUAUGGAAGACUUUUUCCAGACAAGUGCUUGCACUUCAUCUACUCAUCCUAUAGUUUGCACUGGCUCUCCAGGGUGCCUCCAGCUCUUUAUGACGAGCAAGGGAGGUCAAUAAACAAAAGCAACAUUUACAUAUCCGAAUCCAGUCCUCCACAGGUCACCCAAGCAUAUUUUAGCCAAUUCCAAGAGGAUUUCCCUUUGUUCCUUCGAUCGCGAUCUAAAGAGCUAAUCAGUGGAGGACAAAUGGUGCUGAUCUUGUUGGGAAGAAGAGGUCCAAAUCACGUCGAUAGAGGCAAUGCAUUCUUAUGGGAACUGCUAUCUCGAUCCUUCGCCAUUUUAGUUUCUCAGGGAGAAAUUGAGCAGGAAAAACUUGAUUCUUAUGAAGUUCAUUUCUAUGCACCAUCCAAAGAUGAAUUAGAAGAUGAAGUGAGAAGAGAGGGAUCUUUUAAAGUGGACCGGUUUGAGAUGUUUGAAAUAGAAAGUGAUGUUGAGCAUGGUUUGAGCUAUGGAAUGACUGUUGCAAUGACGGUCAGGGCCAUCCAAGAAUCAAUGAUUUGCCACCAUUUCGGGGAAGGUGUCUUGGACAAUUUGUUUGAGCAUUAUGGAAGAUUGGUGGAUGAAGAAAUGGCUAUGCAAGAGAUCAAACCAAUAACUUUUGUUGUUGUCCUUAGAAACUUAUGAUCAUAAAAACACUAAUCAGUAGUAAAUUGUAUUAUGUAGAUAUAUCUAUGUGUAUUUUGAUAUUGUCAUUGGAUGAAAGUAAUUUCUGCAAAAUUGUGUGAUUGGAACCUAUUCUGAAAUGCAAUAUUAGUUUCUGCAAAAACUUGAAAAUAUUUCGGGG